Cucumis sativus (cucumber) is the source of this 907-nucleotide messenger RNA. RefSeq names its product mini zinc finger protein 3. The transcript has a single exon. Gene Ontology annotation, molecular function: transcription cis-regulatory region binding; DNA-binding transcription factor activity. The record is from RefSeq and is a predicted model, not a curated record. The coding region runs from base 310 to 597 and encodes 95 amino acids. Lineage: Eukaryota; Viridiplantae; Streptophyta; Magnoliopsida; Cucurbitales; Cucurbitaceae. Gene Ontology annotation, biological process: regulation of DNA-templated transcription; regulation of developmental process. Gene Ontology annotation, cellular component: nucleus.
GAGGGUCAAUCUUUGCCUUCCAAUCUAACCCAAAAAAAAAAAAAAAAAAUUGUUGCCAAAAUAAGCUUGUGUGUUUCUGUUCUAUCUUCCUUAUUAAUUUUCUCCUCUCUCUUUCCAUUAAUCUAAACCCAUAUAUAAAUAAACUCUCUCUUAGGGUUAGGGUUAUGUUGUUAGUUCUCCUUUGCUGAGAAUUCCCUAAAGAAAAAAAAAAGAGAGAAAGCUUUCUCCUUUUUUUCCCUUUGUAAAUUUGAACAACCACCAAAAUCAGCAAAGAUUGGUGGGUUUAGAGCUUUAGGGGAUUCCAAAACCAUGAAGAAAAGGCUGGUGGUGGUGAGGAAAUCUGAUGGCUCUAACGGGCGACGAAACCACCACUGGUCCAGUUCGGGAUCGGAGGUGCGGUACGCAGAGUGCCAGAAGAAUCACGCGGCGAAGCUCGGGGGGUUCGCGGUGGACGGAUGCCGAGAAUUCAUGGCAAGAGGAGAGGAUGGGACUGAGGAGGCUCUGAAUUGUGCUGCUUGUGGUUGCCACAGGAAUUUUCAUAGAAGGGAGGUUGAUGCUGAAGUUGUUUUUGAGUAUUCUCCUCCAAACUCCAAUUAAUUUUCAUUUAAUUGAAAGGAUCAUCAAAUCAUCAAUCAUCAUCAUAAAAACUUCAAAUUGACUAAAAGGGUUUGUGUUUUAUGUAUAAUGUUUUCUAUGGUCUGGUUUUUCUUUGAUUUUUAGUUUUGCAUUUUGAUCAUGUAAAUCUGAUCAUCAGUAACCAAACAUUAUAUGAUGGAUUAUUGGGGAAGGAAAAAUUAGAAAGAAAAAGAAAAAACAAAUAUUAAUAAUUUGAUUUUCAGUUUUUGUUUUUUUGGUUCUUGCUUUUCUUCAAGAAUAUAUUGAUUCAAGGGUUUCUCUCUUUAUUACA